UGGUGUUAGGAAUUGUUUUUCUGCGCAUUUCCACACUAACUCAAUACGUGCGUACAUGUACACCACCUCCUGAGCUGGCGUAGGAUUUGAGUGUGCCGUACGCCAACGUCCAUAUUGAUAAAUCUCAAAGUCACCGUGGUUUUGGGUGUACGCCAGGUGUACGCUGGAAAUUUGGUGUACGCACUUUUGAUAAAUGAGGGCCACUGAGUCCAGCUGUAAGGAACUGCAGAAAGGCUCGAGAACUGCAGUAUACAGAAGGACAAAAUCCCCAAUGAUCAACAAACAGCUAAGGUCUGUGAGACUACACACACCAGCAAAAUAGAUUUUGUGUACAAAGUGAGACUGGUAAAUUUUACAGAAGAUUUCUCCACUGACCUUUUCACAGUGAAGUUACUGGAAGUCAUCAAAGAAGGAACUCUUGAUGAGUCCUCAGAAUAAACAGCGCACUUUCCUCAGUUACCCCUACUGCAGGCAGUCUUUAGAUCUGGGUAUGGGAAAAACCUACCUUAUCAUGGGCACGUCCAAAGAUAUUCACAGAGAUGGCAUACAUCAAACGUAUCAGUAUGUAUUAGGAGAGAGCAUCUGGAUAGAGUACUGGCCCACAGAAGUGGAGUGUCAAACUGAGGAACACAGAAUUACCUGUUUGGGCAUGGAGGAGAUGGUUAAUCAGUACCAACUCUUUGAGUGUCAGCAGUAGUGAAACUCAAGAAAGGAAAAUCAGAAGUUAAAAGUUAAAUAAAAAUGAGUCCACCAUAAUAAAAGAGCGGAGAUAACAAACAGUUUCUCAACUGCUGCUGGGAAAUCAUGUGAAAUUGGGUUUGUAUUUACAAAGCUGUAGAAAUCUGUUGGAUUAACAAAAUAUGUAUAUCGGUUGCACAUAAUACCAUCUCAUUCAUUAAAUUUAUGUUCAAUUUAAAGGUCUUGUAUUUAAAAGCUCUGCAUUAUGUUCAAUAUAUUCAAUUACUAAACUAACUUGUAUACAGAAUGUUUUCAUGUUCAAUCAAACCAAUCUGUUAGGACUCACGCCAUUGACCUAUACAGCUUAGAUAUGUUUGUUUUAUCAAUUCUACAUGAUAAUGUCUAAAAUCUGAUUUCUGGUGAAAGUAUUUUGUACAUCAUUAUUCCUGUUCCUACUAAAUAUUUGAAGUACAUUUACUAUCGUACAUUUUUGAAAGCAAAAAUGGCAAAAAGCAUAAAACACAUUUCUUGCACAAAAUAAAUUGUAUUUGGUCAUAUAAUACUGUACAUCUUUACCAAUAGAACACAUUGUACAGUGCAAUUCAAACAAGUUUAAGUUGUAUAUACUGCAUAUAUACCAGAACCCAGUAAAACACAAUUACCUAAAACAUAUGCCUUAUGACAAAUACUAAUAUUUAAAAAUAAAAAAAUAGCUUAAUUUUAUUUAUUUAUAUUUUCACAGCACUUUGAGCACCACAAGUCAAUUGCCAUUUAGUUCCAUUGUACUACUAUUGCCAAUAAAUCCAACUCACACCAAAACGAUUUAGAUUAAUAAAUAGGAAUACAGGUAAGAGGGGAAAAUAAUUGUUUUUCAUUUAUCCUAAACAUAACAUGCACCUUGACACGAGAGAGAAAAUUGAAGAGGAGGACUGGUGAGACAUCCUAGAGGUGAAGUGGAGGUGGUGGGGGGGGAGUGGAUAAAAGGAGGGUGCUGCAGAUCGACAGUCCAGAGUGGAUCAGGCUGAAGGAUGAGUAGGACUCUGCUGUGGCUGCUGGCCUCUCUGGCCUUUGUCUCUCUGACUUCUCUGGCUGAUGGAGCUGCAUUGAAGCUGAUGUCUGCCCCUAACUUGUUGCGGGUAGGAACAGCAGAAAACAUCUUUGUGGAGUGUCAAGACUGCACCGGGGGAAACAUCCCGGUCCAAAUCCACGUGAUGAACCAUCCAGCCAAAACCAGAAGGCUGACAUCCACAUCUGUGACCCUUACCAGUGAAAGAAACUUCCAGGAGCUCGGACAAAUUACGAUCCCUGUUGGAAACUUCAGUAAGGCUCCUACCAUGAAACAGUAUGUGUACCUGCAAGCUCAGUUCCCUGACAAAGUGCUGGAGAAGGUGGUCUUAGUGUCCUUCCAGUCCGGGUACAUCUUCAUCCAGACUGACAAGACCCUCUACACCCCCAACAGCAAAGUUCAUUACAGGAUGUUUGCAGUGACCCCCCGUAUGGAGCCCGUAGAGAGGGAUGCCGAAGCCCAAACUGAUGCUGCUAUUGCCAUCGAGAUUGUGACCCCUGAAGGCAUCAUUUUACCAUGUGAUACAGUCUUUUUGAGAUCAGGGAUCCACUCUGGAGGUUUCCCACUCGCUGAAACUAUCAGUACCGGACUGUGGAAAGUGGUGGCGAAGUUCAAGAGCAACCCACAGCAGAGUUAUUCUGCAGAGUUCGAGGUCAAAGAAUAUGUGCUGCCCAGUUUUGAAGUUAAACUGAUACCUGAAAGCUCCUUCUUCUACGUGGACAGUCGAGAGCUCACCGUCAACAUCAAAGCGAGCUAUCUCUUUGGUCAAGAGGUAGACGGGAUGGCCUACGUGGUGUUUGGGGUUAUGCAAGAAAAUAGUAAGAAGAGCUUUCCAAGUUCUCUUCAGAGAGUGCAGAUAAGUGAAGGUAUUGGAGUGGUCAAACUGGAGAGAGAGCACAUCACACAGACUUUCCCAAACAUCCUUGAACUGGUGGGGAGGUCCAUAUAUGUAGCUGUCAGUGUGCUGACGGAGAGCGGUGGUGAAAUGGUGGAGGCAGAGUUGAGAAGUAUCCAGAUUGUUACAUCACCUUACACUAUCACCUUUAAGAAAACUCCCAAAUAUUUUAAACCAGGAAUUUUAUUCAAUGUUGCGGUUGAAGUUGUGAAUCCUGACGGCACUCCGGCAGAGCGUGUUCCAGUGGUGGUCGACCCAGGCCAGGUGCAGGCUUUAACCACAGCCAACGGCAUGGCAAAGCUUUCCAUCAAUACAGAGGCGAGGGAACAAAGACUGACAAUCACCGCAAGGACCAAUGAUCCUCAUAUUUCACAUGAAAGGCAAGUAUCAGCCACCAUGGUAGCUCUCCCAUAUACCACUCGAAGUAACAACUACAUCCACAUAAGUGUGGAUACAGCUGAGCUGGAAUUGGGAGACACCCUUAAAGUCAACCUCAUCCUCAAGAGGCAGGAAAAUCAUGACAAGGACAUCACAUACCUGAUCCUGAACAGAGGUCAACUGGUGAAAAAUGGCCGUUUCAACACAAGAAGCCAUGUAGUGAAUACCCUGAAAGUCACUGUUACCAAAGAAAUGCUGCCAUCGUUCCGCAUCAUAGCCUACUACCACACAAAUGGCAAUGAAGUGGUAUCAGACUCUGUUUGGGUGGAUGUAAAGGACUCCUGCAUGGGCUCGCUGAGGCUGGAAUCAUCCAACCCCUAUCGGUCCUAUGGGCCUCGAAAGAGGUUUGGUCUGAAGAUCACUGGAGACCCAGGGGCCACAGUGGGACUGGUGGCAGUUGACAAAGGCGUCUAUGUCCUCAACAACAAGCACCGUCUCACCCAGAAAAAGGUGUGGGAUAUUGUAGAGAAGUACGACACAGGCUGCACACCAGGUGGAGGGAAGGAUGGAAUGGGUGUGUUCUACGAUGCUGGGCUGUUGUUUGAGUCAAACACAGCUUCGGGGACUCCUGACAGACAAGAAUUGAAAUGCCCGGCCCCCAGCAGGAGGAAACGAGCUGCUACUAUAAUGGACAUCACAACCAGCUUAGGUGAGGAAGACAACAGUUACAUGGACAGCAAUGAAAUUUUUUCUCGCACCUACUUCCAUGAAAGUUGGCUGUGGUCAGACUUCAUACUGCCUGCUUGUCCUCAGGAAAACCCUAACUGUGACACUACAACAUUGAUGAAAACCAUUCCUUUGCUAGAUUCAAUGACAACCUUGCAGUUCACUGGCAUUAGUCUGUCAAGAACUCACGGAAUCUGUGUUGGGGAGCCAUUAGAGGUCAUUAUCCGGAAGGAAUUCUUCAUUGAUCUCAGGCUGCCGUACUCUGCUGUCCGUCAAGAGCAGCUGGAAAUUAAGGCAAUCCUCCACAACAACAGCCCUGAUCCUCUCACUGUGCUUGUGGAUCUGACUGAGGAGGAGCAUGUAUGCAGUUCAGCUUUUAAACGUGGGAAGUAUCGCCAGGAAGUCAAAAUGGGGGCCCAAACUACACAAGCUGUACCCUUCAUCAUUAUUCCUAUGAAAGAAGGAAAAUAUAAUAUUGAGGUCAAAGCAGCUGUUAAGGAUUCUUUGCUCAAUGAUGGAAUCAUCAAGAAGUUGCUGGUGGUGCCUGAAGGCGUACUGGUUAAAUCUCCUCAGAUUAUACUCCUAGACCCCACUACUAAAGGUGUAGGUGGUCAACAAGAAGAAACUCUCAACAGUGGAAUUCCUUUCAAAGAUUUGGUUCGAAAUACACCUACUAGCACACAGUUCUUUGUAACAGGGAGAAAACAAGUUUCUGCGCUGGUGGAGAACGUGGUUAGUGGGAACUCUAUGGGUACUCUGAUCAUCCAGCCCAGUGGCAAUGGAUUGUUGAACAUGGACGGCAUGACUCUACCAGUCAUUGCAGCCACAUAUUUGGACAAAACCAACCAGUGGGAAACUGUGGGCCUUCAGAAACGUAACGAAGCCCUCCAACACAUCAAGACCGGCUACCAGAAUGAGCUUGUCUUCCGUAAAAGUGAUGGGUCUUUUGCUGUGUUUCAGCAGAAAGAGAGCAGCACCUGGCUGACAGCUUAUGUUGCCAAGGUGUUUGCCAUGGCUAACAAUCUGGUGGAAAUGCAAAGUCAACACAUCUGUGAAGCCAUCAGGUUUCUGAUUCUCAACGCACAGCAAACUGAUGGCGAGUUUCGAGAGAUUGGAUUUAUGUACAGUAACACAAUACGUAGUGGGGUGGUAGAAAGAGAGUCAGAUGCCUCCAUGACAGCCUUCUGCCUCAUUGCCAUGCAGGAGUCUCGCCCACUAUGUGCUGCCAGUGUUAAUAUGCUGCAAACCAGUAUACACAAAGCAGUGGCCUAUCUGGAAAGGCGUUUGCCCCACCUCACCUACUCAUAUGCUGUUGCCAUGACGUCAUAUGCACUGGCCAAUGAAAAGAAACUGAACAAGGAGAUCCUCUACAAAUUUGCUUCCCAAGAGUUGUCCCACUGGCCAGUAUCUACGGGACACGUUUACACACUGGAGGCCACAGCUUACGCUCUUCUCGCUCUGGUCAAAGCUGAGGCAUUUGAAGAAGCCAGACCUGUUGUCAGAUGGUUCAACACACAGCAGAGGGUUCACGGAGGCUAUGGAUCAACUCAGGCUACUAUAAUGGUGUACCAGGCUAUAGCGGAGUACUGGGCUAGUGCUAAAGAACCAGACUAUGAUCUGAAUGUGGACAUCUUUUGGCCGGGCAGGUCAAAGCCUGACAGGUACUACUUCAACAGGGACAACUACUACACCACCAGAACAUCUGAAAUCGAAGGUAUAAACCAUAAUGUAACAGUAACUGCAACAGGCAUAGGAGAAGCAACAGUGACAAUGGUGUCUCUGUAUUACGCUAUGCCUAAAGAAAAGGAGAGUGACUGUCAGAAGUUUAACUUGUCAGUGCAGCUCCUCCCAGAUGUGGAUGGGAAUGAGAACAUAUACAAGCUGAAAAUGGAGAUUUUCUAUAAGGAUAAGGACAGAGAUGCAUCCAUGUCAAUCCUGGAUAUUGGCUUGUUAACUGGCUUCACCGUUAACACAAAUGACCUGGACUUAUUGUCUAAAGGAAGAGCCAGCAUUAUUGCAAAAUAUGAGAUGAACACAGUCCUGUCAGAAAGAGGCUCACUCAUCAUCUACCUGGAUAAGGUUUCUCACACACGACCAGAGGAGAUCACUUUUAGGAUCCAUCAGGAGCUGAAAGUGGGAGUCUUACAACCAGCUGCUGUGUCUGUCUAUGAAUACUAUGACCAAACGCAUUGUGUGAAAUUCUACCAACCAGAGAGGAAAGCUGGAAAGCUAGUGCUCUGUACAAAUGAUGAAUGCAGAUGUGCAGAAGAGAACUGCAGUAUGCAGAAGAAGGAAAAAAUCCCCAAUGAACAGCGAACAGCUAAGGUCUGUGAGAAUACACAGACCAGCAUAAUAGAUUUUGUGUACAAAGUGAGACUGGAAACUUUUACAGAAGGUUUGUCCACUGACAUUUUCACAGUGAAGGUACUGGAAGUCAUCAAAGAAGGAAGUCUUGAUGUGGGUCCUCUGAAUAAACAGCGCACAUUCCUUAGUCAUCCCCAUUGCAGGAAGUCUUUAGGUCUGAGGAUGGGAAAAACCUACCUUAUCAUGGGCACGUCCAACGAUAUUCACAGAGUUGACGGACCUGAAUUGUAUCAGUAUGUAUUCGGAGAGAGCAUCUGGAUCGAGUACUGGCCCACAGCAGCAGAGUGUCAAACUAAAGAACACAGAAUUACCUGUUUGGACAUGGAGGAGAUGAUGAUUCAGCACCAACUCUCUGGGUGUCAGCAGUAGUGAAACUCAAGAAAAGAAAAUGUUCAUUUAAAAAAAAAAAAAUAUAUAUAUAUACACUGAUUACUGUUAUGGUAAUAACGGUAUAGUUGACUUCAUGUUUAAUAAAUAAUUUUAUGAAAUUGAUAAUGUUGAGCUCAGUGGAGUGAUGCAUACAGUUCAAUUUAAAAUGAAACAAAUUUCAAAUUGGUUGUGACUUAUAUUGGCAGACGUGACAAAGGUUUAGUAUAUACAGAAGCAUGUCAUCUGCAUAUAGCAAAGCUUAUGUUCUUUGAAGCCAGGAAUUAUUCUUUAUAUUGUUCGUUGUUGUUAUUAAUUUUACUUUCACAUGAAUAUUACACAGCAAUAAAGCGGUGUAAUUUCUUUCCGCGAUAAAAUAAAGACAUCAACCAA
Perca flavescens (yellow perch) is the source of this 6866-nucleotide messenger RNA. RefSeq names its product complement C3. The transcript has 47 exons. Gene Ontology annotation, molecular function: protein binding; endopeptidase inhibitor activity. Gene Ontology annotation, cellular component: extracellular region. The coding region runs from base 1707 to 6476 and encodes 1589 amino acids. The record is from RefSeq and is a predicted model, not a curated record. Lineage: Eukaryota; Metazoa; Chordata; Actinopteri; Perciformes; Percidae.